UCUCGCUUCUCUCUGGCGGGAAAGACACAACUGCUACUACUCAACAUACUCACUAAAGCUUCUAGAACCGUGAACCACUGCAAUACAUCACGGUCUAUUUUCCCGCUUCUUUUUUGUCGACUAUCAAAUCGCAGAACAUCCUCAUUCAACCCAACUGCAAACAACAGAAUUUCAAAAGUCGACAAAAUCCCAAGUCCCGCAAAUAACGAACCCAAAAGGCUACAAAAAAAAGUAGGGAAAGAUUUCUAAAAGAAGAGAAAAAAAAAGAAAAAAAAAAGAUGUUCAUAUCCACAACCCUAACCUCGGGAAUCUCCGACAUCCUCGACCCAAAACACCGCAAAAUCAACUUCGCAGAGUCCGUCAACCAAAACUUUGUCGUGCAGAUGCUGCGCCGCGCAUGGACCGCAACCCCACCGCCUCCAGAAACGAUCCAAAAACUCGGCGUGGAACGAGCGUUGAAGGACUGGGUCCAAGACCAUAAAGCGACGCUGCAGAAAUUAGACAAGGCGCAGCAUGAAGAGUAUGAUGAAGGGAUUGCGCAGAAUCCGGAUAAAGAGGAUGUAGAAAGCGAGUGGAGGAGGCAUUUGGUGUAUAUGUAUAACCACCUCUUCUACGACAUCGGCGGCAUGUUACCCGAAACCAACUGCGCCAUGGGCCACUUCCAUUCCCCAAACUCCGAGACAUGGACAAUCUCCUAUGACGACAAGCCGUCUCCUGACUCGGAACCGUUAGCGACGACGGUCGUCGUCGUGAAGAGUUGGCCGCGGAAUAUCGUCAUUCUGCCGGCGUUCCUGGAUAAGGGGGUUGAAGUGACGGCGUCGAGGGAAGUGGUGGAUGAGUCCGGGACAGCGGGGGAGGUGGUGAGUUUGGGAUCGUUUGGUGCGAGGGGUGGGACGUGUGCUUGGUUUGUCAAGGGGGGUAUGGAUGUGACGUUUAAGGUGGAGGUGGGGAGGGGGGGUGAGGAUUUGGAUUCUGAAAGGACGGGUGUAGCUGCUGUCUUUGCCGUUGGUCUCUUGUGCACCGAUCCGCAUGGAGAAGCGCAGGUCGAGUGAGUGGUCGGCGGUGUGGUGUGUGGGUAACGAUGUUUAGGAUGUUCCUGGGCCACAUUAUCGAGUAAAAUCACAUCAAUGUGCG
Molecule: messenger RNA, 1134 nt
Organism: Periconia digitata
Lineage: Eukaryota; Fungi; Ascomycota; Dothideomycetes; Pleosporales; Periconiaceae
Source: the annotation of a GenBank genome assembly